Molecule: messenger RNA, 1770 nt
Organism: Phycomyces blakesleeanus NRRL 1555(-)
Lineage: Eukaryota; Fungi; Mucoromycota; Mucoromycetes; Mucorales; Phycomycetaceae
Exons: 2
Coding region: 143-1672 (509 amino acids)
Molecular function (GO): protein binding
Source: RefSeq, a predicted model, not a curated record
CACACAUAUACAUAAAUACAUACAUACAUACAUACAUACAUACAUACAUACAUACAUACAUAAUAGCAUAUAAAGGGACAAACACAAGCGUACACACAUACACACAUAGAGACAAACACAUAAACAUACAGACACAGAAAAGAUGCAAGUAUCAAAUCCUCCACUGGGUGACCAAGCCCUUUUGUAUCUAAAGCAAGUUGUAACAAACUGUGGACAUGUCGAACGUCAACAACUUCUUCAUUACCUUGAAAAUGUUGGAAAUUUCGACAUUGUUGGUCAUUCUCCAAGACACAUUUCAACACAAAUCUUAAAGUAUUUUACACCACAAGAACUAUGCAAGCUUAGAGAAGUAUCUCGACGUUGGAAUCUAAAGGCUACUGACAAUGAACUCUGGCAGGCACAUUCUGUGUCUUAUAGCAUGCUCCCAGAAAGCCAUCACUUGAAAUCACAAACCGAUUUUGAUCAAGAAUCAGCCUUUCCGGUUUAUCACGAUCUUUUCCGACGUGGAAUGACCACCGCCAAAAACUGGGAGACUUUUGGCUCAAAACGGUACGAAUAUCACUUCCAUAUGGGGCCUGUGCUGUCUCUACUCGCUCUCGAUUCGUCCCGGAUUGCUUCAGGAGAUAUUGACGGCACAAUCCAUGUGUGGAAUAUGAGACGCCAAGCUUAUGUCGAUCGAAUCCACGCCCACAAGAGUCACGUGUCGUGUUUGGCUCGUAGUGCAGACGUGUUGGCGUCUGGUUCGUCUGACAAGAGUAUCGUGAUACACAGCCUGCCAGAUCUGAAGCUGAAGACACGCUUGGUGGGCCACGAGGCACCGGUCACAUCGUUGGCGUUUGGUGAAUGUGGUAGCUACGAGGGAAUCCUGUUCAGUGGCAGCGUGGACAGAUCGAUUCGUAUUUGGAAUAUCUGGACUGGCAGUGGCAGUGGCAGUGGCAAAGAUAGUGGUAACAAUGAUGAGAGAUUUGGCGGUGGCGGUGAUGGCAGUGGGGCGUGUAUCCGGGUACUCUGGGGACAGGAAAACACAAUCCUGUCGCUUGUUUACAUCAGUCCGUUCCAGCUCACUCAGGACCAGACGCCAUUCGAACGCCAGGCUGUUGCUAGUAACCGGGCCGGCUGGCUACUUUCGGGAUCGACGGACCGAACCAUGUUCCUCUGGGAUUUGCAGAAAUCGAAACGCGACAAGCCGCGCGUGAGUCACAGUGUGAUGGAAGUCCAUGGACCGGUUACUGCUCUGUCACUCUACGCAGAGUGGAACAACUGCUCUAUGAAUGACCAGACACCACCCUCGAACCCGUACGUCAAGGCACGGCACCCGAUUUCAAUCCCCCCCUUUGUUGUAUGUGCCGGCCAAAUGGAUCCCACAGUCACCCUCUGGUCCAUCCCAACCCUGGCACCCACAAAGGUCGAGUCACCCAUCAGUCACAACGGCACCAUCUGGGCCAUCGAGUGCGCACCCAUCCACUCAAAGAUCAUCACGGUUUCGGGAGACCGAACGGUUCAGGUGUGGAAUCUCAAGGCCCCAAAGACGGUCAUGCUCUUGGAAGGAUUCGACAGUGCGGUCGUGUCGUGCUCGAUAAGUACCCAAGAAGAUCUCUUGUGUAUUGGCAUGGAAUCUGGAGCAAUUGUGGUCUAUAACCUUCAAGAGUUUGAGAACUCAACUGGAGACUAAAUCUAUCUAUAUAUAAAGGGGUUCCUACAAUCAAACUAAUCAAACUAUAUAAUUAUAAAAAAUACAAUAAAAUAUUUGCUUUUUUUGUUGCUACUGUU